AUGUACACUUCAGCAGCGGCAGCGGCGUCGCACGACCCGCAGCCCGACAGCGCCCGACGGCUGGCCAUGCUGCUGCGACAGGCUCGGCUGCUGUGCGGCCACCUCCGAGCGCGGCCCUCUGCCGGUGAGUACCGCGCGCCGUCUGGUGUUCUGCAGGUGAGUACCGCGCGCCGUCUGGUGCUGGGCAGGUGGGUACCGCGCGCCGUCUGGUGUUCUGCCGAUGAGUACCGCACGACGUCUGGUGUUCUGCAGGUGAGUACCGCGCGCCGUCUGGUGUUCUGCAGUCGACGCGGCGCCGCGCUGAUCGAUACCCGCACACUGUUGCUGCGCCCGCCGCGCGUGUCACCUGACCUUCGGCCGGCUGAGGCUGCACGGGCGCGCACCACGGGGCUCCUCUCGUGGGUUCGCGACCGACUGGCCGGGGAGGCGCCCGAGGCACCCGCGCCUGACAUGGAGGAUCCGCGCGUGUACACGGGACGGUACCGGCCCGAGGAGCUGAGCAAGCUGGCGCAGAACUCCCGCUUCACACGCAAGGAGAUCCAGCUGAUGUACCGCGGCUUCAAACAGGAGUGUCCCACUGGCCUGGUGGACGAGGCUGCCUUCAAACUCAUUUUCGCCCAGUACUUUCCACAAGGAGAUGCGAACCAGUACGCUCAUUACGUAUUCAACACGCUUAAGCCAAAUCAGUGCGGCCAAAUCAACUUUGAGGUGAGAUUCCCGUUUCCUACACCGGGACUGCCCGGCUUCUGCAGCCAGUUACAUCGUUAA
This is a messenger RNA of Pollicipes pollicipes, 768 nucleotides long. RefSeq lists its product as uncharacterized. The coding region runs from base 1 to 768 and encodes 255 amino acids. NCBI's taxonomy places the organism in Eukaryota, Metazoa, Arthropoda, Thecostraca, Pollicipedomorpha, Pollicipedidae. The transcript is spliced from 8 exons. Gene Ontology annotation, molecular function: calcium ion binding. The record is from RefSeq and is a predicted model, not a curated record.